Molecule: messenger RNA, 471 nt
Organism: Cajanus cajan (pigeon pea)
Lineage: Eukaryota; Viridiplantae; Streptophyta; Magnoliopsida; Fabales; Fabaceae
Source: RefSeq, a predicted model, not a curated record
AUGGACCAAAAGCAUGAGGACAAAAAGCUUUACUUUCUCAGAUACUUUAAGGGGCCUGAACUUCUUAUUGAGUUGCAACACUAUGACUGUUCAUUAGACAUGUGGAGCCUUGGUUGCAUGUUUACUGGAAUGAUAUUUCGCAGAGAUCCUUUCUUUUAUGGCCAUGACAACCAAGAUCAGUUUAUCCAAAUAGUCAAGGUGCUUGGGACUGAUGAAUUGAAUGCAUAUCUUAAUAAUUAUCAUCUGGAACUUGAUCCUGAAGUUGAUGCACUUAUUGGAAGACGUAGCAGAAAGCCCUGGUCUAAAUUUAUUAAUUUAGAUAAUCAACAUCUGGUGUCACUUGAGACAAUUGAUUUUCUUGAUAAGCUCCUUCAAUAUGAUCAUCAAGACAGACUAACAACUAGAGAAGCAAUGGCACAUCCAUAUUUCUCUCUAGUAAGGGUAGUAGAAAGUAGCAGAAUGAGGAAAUAA